AAGCGAGAUCCGGAUGUUGGAUGCAUUAAUUAAACAAACAACAUGAGGCGGUGUCCAGUCAUUAUCCUUCCUAAUUACGUUAACACCUGUCGAUGGAGAGGAGUGCUUUUCACUUCAUGACUCUCCAUCUAACUCUUCACCUCCUUUUAACCCAUAUCAACUCAACUCCCACCAUUUGAAUUGAAUUGAUUUGAAUAAAGUCCAUCGAAUUUGAAUGAAAUGGCUUCUUCACUUGUACUGCAACUCCUCAUCCUCUGCAGUGUAAUUAGCUUUGUGAGAUCAGAUGCCUCUGAUCAUCGUUACCAAGUGGGUUACGAUGUUCCUCUUUACGCCAACAAGGUUGGACCUUUCCAUAACCCCAGUGAAACAUACCGUUAUUUUGAUUUACCCUUUUGUUCAUCAGCUCCUGUUAAGGAAAAGAAGGAAGCUCUUGGAGAAGUGUUGAAUGGUGAUAGAUUAGUGAGUGCUCCGUACAGACUUGAAUUUCUUGGUGAUAAAGAUGCUGAACUUGCUUGCAAAAAGCAUCUGAGUAAAGCAGAAGUUGCUAAUUUUAGAAAUGCUGUUUCAAAAGAUUACUACUUUCAAAUGUAUUAUGAUGAUUUGCCCAUAUGGGGUUUUUUGGGGAAAGUUGACAGAGAAGGCAAAUCUGACCCUAGUGAAUACAAAUAUUAUCUCUUUAAGCAUCUUCAGUUUGAAAUCCUGUACAAUAAGGAUCGUGUGAUUGAGAUUAGUGUAAGAUCUGAUCCAAAUGCUGUUGUGGACCUGACUGAGGAUAAUGAAGUUGAUGUGGACUUCAUGUAUAGUGUUAGAUGGAAGGAAACUGAUACCCCCUUUGAGAAGAGAAUGGAGAAGUAUUCGCAGUCGUCUUCUCUUCCUCAUCACUUGGAAAUCCAUUGGUUCUCAAUUAUUAACUCAUGUGUUACAGUUCUGCUGUUAACUGGUUUCCUUGCCACAAUUUUAAUGAGAGUUCUGAAGAACGAUUUUGUUAAAUAUGCUCAUGACGAGGAGACAGCUGAUGACCAGGAAGAAACUGGGUGGAAGUACAUUCAUGGUGAUGUAUUCCGGUAUCCGGAAUGCAAGUCUCUGUUCGCCGCAGCUGUCGGUUCUGGCACACAGCUGUUUGCACUUGCAAUCUUCAUUUUCAUGCUUGCUUUGGUUGGUGUCUUUUAUCCUUAUAACCGAGGAGCUCUGUUCACUGCUCUAGUUGUCAUAUACGCACUUACGUCAGGGAUUGCAGGCUAUACUGCUGCCUCGUUCUAUUGCCAGCUAGAAGGAACAAAUUGGGUGAGAAACUUGCUUCUGACUGGAGGCCUGUUUUGUGGACCUCUGUUUCUCACAUUUUGCUUUCUUAAUACUGUUGCAAUUGCUUACAAUACCACAGCAGCAUUGCCAUUUGGAACAAUAAUGGUGAUUUUUCUUAUAUGGACUUUAGUCACAUCACCAUUAUUGGUAGUGGGUGGCAUUGCAGGGAAGAAUAGCAAAGCUGAGUUUCAAGCUCCGUGUCACACCACAAAAUAUCCUAGAGAGAUCCCACCACUGCCUUGGUACCGGAAAACUGUUCCUCAGAUGGCAAUGGCAGGGUUUUUGCCAUUCAGUGCUAUCUACAUUGAGCUUUACUACAUAUUUGCUAGCGUAUGGGGUCACAGGAUUUACACCAUAUACAGCAUCCUUUUUAUUGUCUUCCUCAUCCUCUUGAUUGUAACUGCCUUUAUUACAGUGGCAUUGACAUAUUUUCAGCUUGCGGCUGAAGACCAUAAGUGGUGGUGGAGGUCUUUCCUUUGUGGUGGAUCAACUGGCUUUUUUAUAUAUGCGUAUUGCCUGUACUACUACUACGCACGCUCGGAUAUGUCAGGAUUUAUGCAAACCUCAUUCUUCUUCGGGUACAUGGCUUGCAUUUGUUAUGGUUUCUUCCUGAUGCUUGGGACUGUUGGUUUCCGUGCUUCAUUGUUUUUUGUUCGUCACAUAUACCACUCUAUCAAGUGUGAGUAGGAAGUUGCUUGGUCUUCAUUAUCUUAAACUGGAACUGUGGUGGGUGACUGAAGCCACAUGCUCCAGCGUCGUAUUUGAAUUUCUACACUCAGUUCAUUCUUGAAGGACUAAUUGCUAUAAUUAUAGGGUAAAAGAGUCAUCGGCAUGUCAGCAACUUUCGAUUGGAGGACUAUUCAGGCUAAUAGAGGCAGUGAAAAGAAGCUUGUAGUAUGAACCUGUGAGCACAAAUUAACAUAAUUCAAUCUGUUUUUUCGUACCCGCAUAAUACCAAAAGUAUUACAAAACAAUCAGCUUGUGUUAACAAAUUAGCGUCGAAUUUCUCUAUUCUAGGCAUUUGAAUUCAAUGAUGGUUGUGUAUUAAGAGGGCAUUUGGUUGGGGGUUACGGGGGAUUAAUGGGGUUAAAUCAUCUUAUAAUGUUUGAUUAUCAUGUUUGGUUUGUCAAGUAAUAUAAGAUUUCGAUAAUCUUCAAAUACUAAU
Molecule: messenger RNA, 2467 nt
Organism: Pistacia vera
Lineage: Eukaryota; Viridiplantae; Streptophyta; Magnoliopsida; Sapindales; Anacardiaceae
Product: transmembrane 9 superfamily member 4-like
Exons: 8
Coding region: 220-1989 (589 amino acids)
Biological process (GO): protein localization to membrane
Cellular component (GO): membrane
Source: RefSeq, a predicted model, not a curated record